This is a messenger RNA of Drosophila arizonae, 2394 nucleotides long. It is a transcript of the gene conu, whose product is annotated as Rho GTPase-activating protein conundrum. Gene Ontology annotation, cellular component: cytoplasm. NCBI's taxonomy places the organism in Eukaryota, Metazoa, Arthropoda, Insecta, Diptera, Drosophilidae. The record is from RefSeq and is a predicted model, not a curated record. Gene Ontology annotation, biological process: regulation of small GTPase mediated signal transduction; regulation of actin filament polymerization; signal transduction. Gene Ontology annotation, molecular function: GTPase activator activity.
UGAUAUAGCAAGCUAAAUUAUAUAUAUAUUUAUGUAUAUAUAUAGUUUGUAAUGCGGAGAUCCGCUCUUUCCUUGCUUUGUGAUUAAUUAAACAGUAUGCCAUAUUUUCAAAAUAUAUAAACCAUCAAGAUGAACAACAAUCAUAACAAUAACUCUAUGGACAACACAUGCGAUCAAGAUUAUACGGAAUUUCUCAAUGAAUAUCUGUUGCACACAAAUUUAGCAUGCAACGAACCGGAAAUACAUUACGAAGAUGGAGAAAUGGAAGCAGAGUGGUUAAUUUCAGCUGGAUAUCCAGAAUUGACACGACCCUUUGAACAGGGCAUUGAGCUGCGUUCCACAGAUCUUGAGCCCGUGUUAGCCACACUAUCAAGACCUCAUGCCGAGGCGAUCAAGCAGCGCGUGCGAGCGCUCAAUCAUACUGUCAGAGGACGCAGUAAAAACCGAUCAAAACGUAAACCUGACAUACGUGACGUCUUUCGCGAUUUUGACGAGUCCAGUACGGGAACUAGAUCCCGAAGUGCCACACCAGAUUCAUUAGAUUCCGUACACGGUGACGAAGUUUGGGGCAAUGCCUCAAUUCCAAGUUUUGUAAGCAUUUCGGACCACAGUACAGCAAAUUAUAAUGCCAACGCAUUUCCUUCGGUAAACAAGCAUUUAAAGCAGAAAAUACGCCGAACUCCAAGUGCUCCGCUAAAGAGCGCCACGUCCACGGAUUUGUUUCGCGGCUCGCAAGUGCGCUGCGAUAUACCCAUGUAUACAUCAGAAGGUAUAGAGUUGCUUGGAUUUUCGCGUAUUGGCACGCUGCACAUACCACGUAAUCGUUCUGGUUCUGAUCCAUCUUGUUCUAUUGGACGAGUUUGUGGACAAAAUAUACCGGAUUCACAGAGUGAAAACAAUACUUCAUCUGGUGAUUCCAGCGACGAGUUUCUUCCAAGUACAGCGCCAAUGUCAUCGGCAUUGUCGUCACCUGAGAAGAUACUAAACAAAAUAAACCUGGAUUCUACUCAGCAAAAGUUACACAGCAGCUCUCCGUCAGCAAGAGAGGGCAUCAGCUUUGAAAAUAUGUGCCGAGAAAAUUCUAGUCAGGAUGGCAUUGACACCGUAGACAGCAAUAAUGUCGUCUUACAAGAACACACCUCCGACAUCAGUACAAUAAGUGAAACGGAGCUGAAACGUUUACAGCCAAUAUUUUGGCUAGAGCUAGCCACAGUCUUUGAUCGCAAUCAGGUUUCGCUAGACAAGCGAAAACCAUUCAAAAGACGUCGCAAGGAGGAGGGCAGCCUGUUUGGAGUUUCAUUAAACGCACUUAUACGGCGUGACCAGCAAAUAUCUGGCAUGGACUCAACAUUAGUACCUCGAUUUCUCGAGGGUCUACUGGAAGAGCUAAUUAAGCGAGGGGCACGAGAGGAGGGUAUUUUGCGUGUGGCUGGACAAAAACAUAAGACUGAAUUAAUUUACAACGAAUUAGAAUCAAGUUUUUAUCAAAAGCCAGAAAAAUUUUCACAAUUGCUUAGCAAUGCAAGCGUACAUGAACUUAGUGCAUUGCUUAAGCGUUGGUUACGCGAACUGCCCCAGCCAUUGCUGACAAGCGAACUUAUACAACUUUUCUAUCAAUGUCACACAUUACCCCCAGCGGACCAAAUACGUGCAUUAUCUAUUUUAUGCCAGAUGCUUCCACACGAAAACCGCAACACUCUGCGUUCCAUUUUACGCUUUCUCAACAUAAUUAUCGAUUUGAAAGAUUUCAAUAAGAUGAAUUUACAUAAUGUAUCCACGAUAAUUGCUCCAUCAUUUUUUCCGCCACGCUAUAUACAUCCGAUCGAUAAGAAUUGCAUUGCAGAACAAGUGAAAAUGGCUGCAUUGUGCUGUCGCUUAACGAACGUUCUGAUUACACGGGGCGAGAGCUUGUUUCAGGUUUCUGAUAAUCUCAUUGCGGAGUCACGUAACCAAAAAGUUCGUCAGGGUAAACGUGGUCAUCGACGGGCAAUUAAAACUCCUUUAGUCCAUGCGAGAGCGACGCCUGGUCCUACUACUGAAAUUGAUAUUUCUAGGAAUAGUAAUAGCGAGGGUCACCGCCCAUCCUUUAAUCCAAGUCAUGUGCAUCGUUUCGUGGUCUAAGCUGAAGCGGAAAGGUCAACGCGUGCUACGUCUAUUUCAAGUUUCUUUUUUUUAUAAUUAAUAUUGAAUAUACUACUGUAAGUCUGUAUUACAUUGCUUACAUUAGUUCUUUUACACAAAUUUCUUCAGAAAGGUCAAGUUUAUUUUGAAUACUAUGAAAAUGUUCAGUAUCUAUGAAUUGAAUACUAAAAAUUAUUUUUUUAAGUUUGACUCAGAAUUAAUUAAUCUUCUAUCCUUAAUAUAACGUGUCACGAAAAUAAUUCAUUAAUUAUG